Molecule: messenger RNA, 3218 nt
Organism: Camponotus floridanus (Florida carpenter ant)
Lineage: Eukaryota; Metazoa; Arthropoda; Insecta; Hymenoptera; Formicidae
Exons: 5
Coding region: 94-3153 (1019 amino acids)
Biological process (GO): signaling
Source: RefSeq, a predicted model, not a curated record
CGUCGUAACUAUCAAUUUGAAGCGACUUUCAGUUAUAUUGCCGUUGUAGAUUGGAGAAGUACGUGAGAAUUUGUAGAGUUGAAUCGUCGCGGAAUGUCGGAUUUCAAGCAACAGUACAAGAAUCCGCGUCCAGGUUUUGGCCACGCGGGUCACGGUAGAGUUCUACGCGCUUCUAAGCACGUGGAAUCUCGCAGAGAGGUCAGGACACGAGCCUUCGAUAAGAACCGCAAAUUGCAAGAUGUCUCGAUUUCUGCCAGCCCGCUGGAGGAUACGUCUAUUAAAGAUGCACGUAUGAAAAAACUGUUAAAGUGGAGAGAAGAACGCAAGAGGAAGAAAAAGAUGGAAGAUGCUAGGAAAAAACCUGCAUUUAAAGUUGGUGUUGUACACCAUUCUGUGUAUUCUCCUGUGACUCGAAGCGCUGCAACUACAGUAACAAAUACAACUGUGGGUGCGAAAGCAUCUAAGCAAACAACACAAUCAAGUAAUAAUUUUCCGAAAGGAAUUACAAAAGUUACACAAAAACGAUUGUUAUCUAAAGCAACAUCUAAACAACAGAUUGUUACAAAGAAUAUAGCUUCAACUUCAACUAAAUAUCCUUCAAUGAAUAUGAAAAAACUAACAUCUAAUAAUAAAAAACAGAAAUCCUUUGCCCCGGAUAAUUGUGAAUUUAAACCUCCUAACGGAUUACUUAAAAUGCCUUUAUUUGGUCUUGUACAAGUAGAACAAACUCCACAGGAGAAAGGAGAUUUCUUUAUACAAGACAAAUCAACAGAAUGCAAGACAGUUGAUAGAAAUGAACAGAAAGAUACAUCAUCACAAAAAUUAAAUGAAAAAAUUCCUAAUACUAAUAGUACUACAACAAAUUUCAACGUUUCUGCAAGUCCAAAGUUAUUAUCAAAUAAACAAAAAUCAUUACAGGGAUUAAAUAAAUCAAUUUGUGAUGAUCUAAAUGAUGUUACACCUCAAUUAAACGAAAUUACAACAAAAUUAUCAUUGGAAGAAGAAAUACAAGAUUUAAUACAAGAUUCCUUUCAAAAUAAAUCUUUAUCAGGCAAUAGACAAACAUCACAACCAUCACAAAAGAAUACUCCAAUUAAUGCAUCUUUUGGUAAUGUAAGUUGUACGGAAGAUCUCAUUACUUUUUCACCAUAUCUCACAUUGAGUCGUGGCAAGAAGAAUGCUAGAAAAGAACAACAGCAGCGGCUGGGCAUUUAUCCUCGCUUAUCCUCCGAUGAAAUUCCAACCAAAGAUACUGUAAUGAAAAAUUUGAAUAUAUCUGUGGAAGAAGAGGAACGAACUGCGCAAUAUUUUAAAUUUCUAUUGAACAAAGAAACUGAGAGACUUAAGGAACUUUGUAGAAAAUGGUUGGACAUCAAAUUAGAAAAGGAUAUUCCAGAUGAUGCUAUGUAUGAAAUACAUCAAGCAGUAGGACAGACAAAUUUGCUAAUAAAUAAAAAGUUUGAGAGAUUUCGUAGUUUAGUAGAAGAUUGUGAAAAUGGUAAAGGAGAAAAACUAGUUACUUGUAGAGAUUUGCAAGGAUUUUGGGAUAUGACAUACAUGGAAGUAAAGAACUGUGAUUCGCGAUUUGAGAAACUAGAGCAACGUCAAAACAGUGGAUGGCAAGAAGAAUGCAUUGUUACCAAACCUGCUAUCAAAAAACGAAUGCCUAUUAAAAAACAAAUUGAACCAUCAAAACAUCAAGCCAAAUCAUCAAGCUCGUUACGAUCAUUAAUUAUGGCUGCCAGAAACAAAAAGAUGCAAGGGAAAACAAGUAACUUGAUGCAAGAUACAAAUGUAAAAGAUGUAAGUAUAAAAUAUUUUACACCUUCCAAAAAUACCAGAAAAUCUGUGAACUUUGAUGAUAGUACUGAUACGCAGUGUAAUACAAGGAAAUCUAAGUCCUUCGAGCAUACUCGCAAAUCAACACCUGUUCGACGUGAAAGUUUCAAAAGCUUGGUACAAGAAGUGCAAUUAUCGAGCAAUAAAAGAAUAAAGAGUCCAUUUGUCACUAUAAAAGUAAGUCAAAUGGGUAAAACACCAGAAAUUCAAUUAGAUGACACAAUAUCAUAUAUUAAUUCCGAUCAAACGCCUGGUAAGAGCAUAUUAAAGAAAUCGGAAGAAUUAGUACAUAAAGAGACCCAUACAAAAUCUGCACAUAAAGUCAAUUUUGAUGAUCAGAUAGUUCUAAAUGAAGUCCCUCUUGAUGAAGAAGAACAAACUAAAUUAAAUUUAUCUCUUGCUUUAAAAAGAAUAGACAGUCUCGAUUUGGAUGAAUUAAGCCCAGAAGAGUGUUUUGAUGCUGGAAAAAAAUUAAACUUUGAAACUGAUGAUUCUGAUCAUUUUGAUGAUAUGAAUGAGAUUUCGACGGAAAUACAAAGAUUAGAUAAAGAAAAACCAAAUAAACUGUCUAUUCAGGAUACCUUUGAUUCUAAUGCACAUUUACUUAACACUACAUUUGAUAAAGAAUCAUCACCAAAUGAUGCAAGGAUUAUAUCACCUAAGAAAAAAUUAAAAUAUCAAAAUCAACAUAAAAAUAUGGAAAAUUUAAAUAUAUCUGCAUCACCAUUAGAAACUGAAAUACCCUCUGAAAACGUAUUUAUAAAUAUUAUACCUGCAACACCGUUAGAAACUGCAACACCCUCUGACACAAUUUUAAAUACGAUAGAAAUGGAAAAUCAUGAUUUAGGGAUAAAGAUACUUAGAAAUAGAACUAUCACAACAGUUAAUAUUCCUAAAAAUGAUAGAACAAGCAAGAGUUAUUGUACUCCAAGGAAAAGCGUCACUAAAAAGGAAAAUAAGGAUCCUGUAAAGUUAAAUAGAAAAAGUUUGUUAAAAUUAUCUGAAAAAGAUGAAAAUAAAUAUAAGACACCAGACAGAGACAGUAUAACAGAAAUGAGAAAAACGAUAUUGACAGAGAAUAUUGAUAAGAAAAGAAGAUCAUCUCGAAAAAGUGUUGCAUUUAAUGCGGAAACAUGUUUGGCGUGUGCUGAAAGCAAACCAGUGUUACCUAUGACUCCUCAUUCGAAACGAAAUCGUAGUAAAACGCCAUCCAGACAAAGUCGAAGCAAACAUGCGUGUAAUGAGGAUCUUAUAUUAUGGGAUACACCAAAACAUAUUCCUAACAGAGUUACGAGGUCUCAUACGAAAAAUUAAUGAGUUUUCUCAUUACUUACGUUUAUGUAUAUUUGAUAUAAUACAUGUUGUAUUUAAUAAGCAAA